AUGGAGUGGCAGAGCGAUGUGGCGCCUGCGGUUCAGGCGGCCAAGGAGAAGCAGGCCGUCCUUGCAGUGUUCCUGGAGGUUCCUGGUGCCGGGCCUGGGCCAAGCAUUUCCUUCGUCUCAACGGGCGAGAGUGCGUUGGUGGCAGUGCUACCAGCACCCGUGUCCUGUGAAGCUUUGCGCAAGCAUUUGUAUGUCGUCACGGGCCGCGUUGUGCCUGCCAAGGCCCCGGAGGCCUCAGCUCCAGCCACCGGUGCCUCAGUCCAGGAGAAGCUUGCAGCUGCCCGAGCACGGCGCGUUGAAGACGAGCGGCGCCAGGCCCGUGAACAGGAGCUUGCGCGUCGUGAAGCUGGCAAGGAAAUGGGCAAGCUGCGUCAGGAACAUGAAGAGCGUCAAUUGGCAGAGGCAGCCAAGGAGCGACGUCAAGACAAGGAGCGCGAGGCCGAGCGCUUGAAGAAGGUGCGCGAACAAAUAGAAGCCGACCGCGCUCGUCGCAAGGCAGAGCAUGAACAAUUCAAGCAACAAAAGGAAGAAGAACGGCAGCAGCGUGUGGCCGAACGCCAAGCACAGGCCGACUUGCGACGCCGUAAUGUGGCGGAUGAAGCACGCGUGGCCAUCCGAUUGCCCGAUGGGGCCACUCACAAGCUAUCCUUGUCCAAGGACGCAAGAUUGCAGGAUUUGCACCAGCGAGUGGCUGCAGAGUAUUUGCCCGAUACGGCCUUUUAUUUUCUGCAAACAUAUCCGACGCGCAACUUUACUCUUGCACAAGAUGGCGCUAAAAGCCUGGCGGACCUGGAGCUGAUGCGCGCGCAGCUCAUCGUCAAACUGGAGCGUGGACAGAAUGGAGCCGCUGCCAGCAGUGCCGGCAGCGGUGCAGGUGUUCAUCGCCAGCCCAACGUUUGCGAGGUGAUUGUGGCAGCCAUCCGCGCAUUCUUUGCCCCGCCCACGCCAGCGGCCCCCGGGGCAGUGUCAACGUCAGCAUCUCGCCCACGGGCACAGCACCCACCUUCAGGUGUGUACAUGGUUCUGCUUGGGUGGUCGGACUACGGACCCUUCAUUAACGGGGGUGUUGCGUGUGAUCCUUGA
Molecule: messenger RNA, 1083 nt
Organism: Monosiga brevicollis MX1
Lineage: Eukaryota; Choanoflagellata; Craspedida; Salpingoecidae
Exons: 5
Coding region: 1-1083 (360 amino acids)
Molecular function (GO): protein binding
Source: RefSeq, a predicted model, not a curated record